Molecule: messenger RNA, 1857 nt
Organism: Polistes dominula (European paper wasp)
Lineage: Eukaryota; Metazoa; Arthropoda; Insecta; Hymenoptera; Vespidae
Gene: CCT8
Product: chaperonin containing TCP1 subunit 8
Biological process (GO): protein folding
Molecular function (GO): ATP-dependent protein folding chaperone; ATP binding; ATP hydrolysis activity
Source: RefSeq, a predicted model, not a curated record
UACUAAGUAAAGAUCUAUCUUUAAAACGAAGAUUCUUGUUGAGUUUAUGGUCGGCAUAUAAUAAUUAAUAUUUUAUAACACGUGAGGUUGUGAUUGUUCGAAUUUUUUAUUUAAAAAAAUGGCUUUACACGUACCAAAAGCACCGGGCGUUGCCCAAAUGUUAAAAGAUGGGGCUCGUUACUUUUCUGGAUUGGAAGAAGCAGUAUAUAGAAACAUAUCUGCUUGCAAACAGUUUGCACAAUCGGUGAGAACUGCAUAUGGUCCAAAUGGGAUGAAUAAAAUGAUUAUUAAUCACAUUGAAAAAUUAUUUGUUACCAAUGAUGCUGCAACUAUUAUAAAUGAAUUAGAAGUUGAACAUCCAGCAGCAAAAUUGCUGGUACUUGCAUCAAAAAUGCAAGAAGCAGAAGCUGGAGAUGGAACUAAUUUUGUUAUUAUUUUUGCUGGAGCUUUACUUGAAGCUGCGGAAGAGCUUCUUCGCUUGGGUAUAACCACAUCUGAAAUAGUUGAAGGUUACGAAGGAACAUUAGAAAAAGCAUUGGAAAUUCUUCCUACUUUUGUUGUUCAUGAAAUAAAAGAUUAUCGAAAUGAAGAAGAAAUGAAAGCUGGAAUUAAAACAUCUAUAAUGAGUAAACAAUAUGGAAAUGAAGAGAUUCUGGCAUCUUUCGUUAGCAGAGCAUGCGUAUCUAUUUUACCUGAGAAAACUACAUUUAACGUAGACAAUGUACGUGUUUGUAAAAUACUUGGAGGUGGCUUAACAUCCUCUCAAGUAGUAAAUGGAAUGGUAUUUAAACGUCAAGUAGAAGGUGAUAUAACAAAACAAUCCAAUGCUAAAAUAGCUAUUUAUACUUGUCCCGUUGAUAUCAGUCAAACUGAAACUAAAGGAACGGUAUUAAUAAAGACAGCAGAUGAGCUGAUGCAAUUUUCACGUGGAGAGGAAUCUCUAUUAGAGACACAAAUAAAAGCAAUAGCAGCCUCUGGAGCUACAGUUGUAGUAUCAGGUGGAAAGUUUGGCGAUAUGGCUUUACAUUAUAUGACAAAGUACAAUUUAAUGGCUGUACGGAUACCAAGUAAAUUUGACAUAAGACGGUUAUCCAAAACUGUAGGAGCCACGGCUCUUUCAAAAUUAGUUGCGCCAUCGAAAGAAGAAUUGGGAUAUGCAGAUUCUGUUUAUGUCGAUGAAUUAGGAGACACUAUAGUAGUGAUCUUUAGAUUGGAUGGAAAUGAUAGUCGCGUUAGCACUAUACUUGUUAGAGGAUCUACAGAAAAUUAUAUGGAUGAUAUUGAAAGAGCAAUAGAUGAUGGCGUCAAUACAUUUAAAGGAAUUACAAGGGAUGGUAGAUUUCUUCCUGGUGCUGGAGCUACAGAAAUUGAGUUAGCUGCACAGCUUGCUGCUUACGCCGACACUUUACCAGGAUUAACGCAAUACGCGGCACAUAGAUUUGCUACAGCUUUGGAAGUUUUUCCAAAAACUUUAGCAGAGAAUAGUGGUAAUCAUGCAUCCGAAUUACUCUCCAAAUUGUAUGCAGCGCAUAAGGAGGGUAAAAAAACUUAUGGAUUUGAUAUUGAGGCUGAAGGAACUGCUCUUAUAGAUACAGUUCAGGCAGGAAUCUUAGAUCUAUUCCUUACCAAGCAAUGGGCUCUUAAGUAUGCAGUAGAAGUUGCUUGUACUGUACUUAAAGUUGAUCAAAUUAUUAUGGCAAAACGUGCUGGAGGUCCAAAAGCACCAGGUGGUGGAGCUCGUGAUGACGAAGAGUAAUAAUUGGUAUUAAAUUUAAUUAACAUCUUAUGUUGUCAAUUCACAGAUGUAUUUUAGGAUAAAUUUAUGGUAAAGUAAAACAUUUACAAAUAUAAAACCGU